CCACUGAUGGCCCAGUCAGUACUAUGGUUGGGGACAACAUGGGAAUACUGGGUGCUUUAUCAUUUCUUGAACUAAAAGAUUCUUCUGCUUUUGGAACAAUAAAAAACACGAUUGAGAAGGUUUAG
Messenger RNA from Scutellospora calospora, 125 nucleotides. The record is from the annotation of a GenBank genome assembly. Lineage: Eukaryota; Fungi; Glomeromycota; Glomeromycetes; Diversisporales; Gigasporaceae.